Molecule: messenger RNA, 3264 nt
Organism: Poecilia reticulata (guppy)
Lineage: Eukaryota; Metazoa; Chordata; Actinopteri; Cyprinodontiformes; Poeciliidae
Product: flavin-containing monooxygenase 5-like
Molecular function (GO): flavin adenine dinucleotide binding; N,N-dimethylaniline monooxygenase activity; NADP binding
Source: RefSeq, a predicted model, not a curated record
CUUUUAAUUCCUGUAAAGCACUUUGUAUCGCCUUGUUGCUGAAAAUGUGCUAUAUAAAUCAAAUUACCUUACCUUACAAAAAUAUUGACUCGGAAUACUGUUGAAAUUAUAGUUGAACAAACGUAUUUCAGAUUUUCAUUGCAACAAGAAUACUUGUUUGCUUAGCAAUUGCUCAAUGAGUAUUUGAGUUGAUUUCAGGCCAAAUGUGGAGUUGUAUAAAGGCCUUUUUGUACAGAAAGUACAAUAUUCUGUGCUUAUUCUUUAGCUAAAAAAAAUAAAAAUUAAUCCAGGACAACACAAAGGUCAAACAUUAAGACUGGGGUAUGAGAGUGAUUGUCAGACAAUAAUGAAUGAUUAGAAAGUUCUGGACUAAAGGUAAAGUUGAUGCUUUAAUCAUCAACUACAGAUACACAAGACAAUUCAUGACUUAAUUAUUUGCUAAAAGCGGAAGGUUUUGGACUCUUGCUUGUUGUUUUUUAKUUUUAGUUUUAGCAGUUAAAUAUCUGAAACACAUAUCAAAAUGAAACAAUGUGAGCUCUUUAACAUGUAUGUGAUAUUUUAAUCUAAAGCUGGUAGUCAAGAAGAAAAUUUGAUUGGUUGAAUGUACCAUUAUUUCAAGUCAGUAAAACAGGACCAAUAAAUCAAACAGCAUAUUUUGAAACUUUUUCCAUAAAAAAUGUGGCUUUUGUCCUGUAUUGCUGUACAGGACAAAAGGCUGUAAUUUAUUAAGGGCGUGGAUAAAAGCUUCCUCUCGUACAGCACGUUCUCAAACAAGGUUGUGGGAGUAUUUUUAAAACACGCAAAGCCUCAAAACCGAGCGCAUUGCGUCUAAAAUGUCACCAACUGCAAAUGAUUAAAAAAAAACCCCGACUAAGUCAAAAUAUCCUCAUCAAUAACUCUCAUCUUUUUAACGUUCGUCUUUUAGCUUCUGUGUCAUGUCUGUAAGCUAUCGCUCCAGUUGGUGUUGUUGCCAGCAGCAUGAUUAAUGAUUGUUUAAAGUAGCGGGUAUUAAAGCUUUUCCCAGCCCAGGAAGUCUGUUUACUUUUCCUCUCUGUCUCUGUGAAGAAGCAAAGGUUCAGUCUGCAGACGAAGCUCCAGGUUGCGCUCCACCCACUGCAUGCAGUUAUAUAAAACACCAAGGAAACGGGUUUCCUCCUAUUGAACCAAAAAGAGCUGAAGCAUGAGUCGUCGCGUGGCCGUGGUCGGAGCGGGGAGUUCGGGUCUGGCCUGCAUGAAAUGCUGCCUGGACGAGGGGCUGGAGCCCGUCUGCUUCGAGAGCAGCGAUGACAUCGGAGGUCUCUGGAGGUUUAAGGAGAAUCCAGAGCCGGACCGCGCCAGCAUCUACAAUUCACUCAUCAUCAACACCUCCAAGGAGAUGAUGUGCUACAGUGACUUCCCCAUCCCUGCACACUUUCCGAACUUCAUGCACAACUCUCUCAUCAUGGACUACUUUCGGAUGUAUGCGGACCACUUCCAGCUCACCAAGCACAUCCGCUUACACACCCGAGUCGUGAACAUAAAGAGGAGGUCCGAUUUUUCCCGUUCGGGACAGUGGGAUGUCGAAACGGAGAACAAGGACGGCAAAAAGGAGAGGCACAUUUUUGACGCUGUGAUGAUCUGCAUCGGACAUCACUGCCACCCUCACCUGCCUCUCCAUGACUUCCCCGGCAUCGAGACUUUCAAGGGAGAGUAUUUCCACAGCAGAGACUACAAGACUCCAGAGCAGUGGAGAAACAAGAAGGUGGUGGUGAUCGGAAUAGGAAACUCCGGGGGAGACAUUGCAGUCGAACUGAGCAGAUUCGCCAAGCAGGUUUACCUGAGCACUCGAAGGGGAGCCUGGAUUCUGCACAGAGUUGGAGACAAUGGGAUGCCGCUUGAUUUACUGUAUAACAGAAUGAUGUAUCUUCUGCGUCACAUCUUUCCCUCUGACUAUAUAUCUUCCAUUGUGGAGAAACAACUCAACAGCAGAAUGAACCAUGCUCUGUACAGUCUAAAGCCCAAACACAGGUUGUUCAGUCAACAUCCUACCGUCAACGAUGACCUUCCCAACCGCAUCCUGUCCGGAACAGUUCAAGUAAAACCCAAUAUCCGCAGAUUUCAUGGCUCCUCUGUCGAGUUUGACGAUGGAAGCGUAGUGGACGAUGUUGACCUUGUGGUGUUUGCAACAGGUUACAAGUUUUCCUUUCCUUUUCUGGCCUCUAAUGUGGUCCCAGUGACUGAUAACCACGCAUCUCUGUACAAGUUUGUGUUUCCACCUGACCUGGACCGCCCCACGCUGGCCAUCAUUGGACUGGUGCAACCACUGGGAGCCGUCAUGCCCAUCAGUGAAAUGCAGGCUCGAUGGGCUACAAGGGUCUUCAAAGGUUGCAUAAAGCUCCCCUCAUUAUCCACCAUGCAAAGAGACAUCCAGUGCAAGCAGGAAGCCAUGGCCAAAAGGUACGUCACCAGUCAAAGACACACCAUCCAGGUCGACUACAUGGACUACAUGGAUGAGAUUGCAAACCUGGUGGGAGUCCGACCCAGAGUCUCCAGGCUGCUCCUGACCGAUCCCAGGCUGGGGCUGAAAGUGCUGUUCGGCCCCUGCACCCCCUACCAGUAUCGACUCAGGGGACCCGGAAAGUGGGCCGGCGCCCGCAAGGCCAUCCUUACCCAGUGGGAGAGAGUCUCUCAGCCCUUGCAGACCAGGCCGUGCAAAGACCCAGAGCGACGGAGAUCUCUGAAGUUCCCUCUGCUUCUGUCCGCGGCGGCGGUGGGAUUGGCCGCCUACUACAAUCGGAGCAGCCUCCCUGCGUUUCUGCAGGAUCCUGCUGCCUUGCUGGACAGAGUGAAAUCCUCCCUCCCCACACAAUGACGCUAAUGUCCAUCCGUUCAUCAAUUAUCUCUACCCGCUUGUCCUUGCAGGGUUGAAGCUCAUGCCAUGACUGAUUACAUUUGCCUUUAAUUGCGGUUUUAACUCAUAAACUUUGCUGCAUACUGUUUCACUUCUGAUCUUUUUAAAUGGCUAAAACUAAAACUUGACAAUACUUUAUUCUCUCUUUGGCCAAAUAGAGCCUUUCUGCAUAGUUAGCUUCCUGUAGUCCUUGGUUUAUAUAAUUUUAUAAAUCUGUUGCAACACCUACAGCCUUUGUUCUCAUUUUAAGUUUUGAAAUGCCUCCAUGCAUCCAUUUAAGACCAAAUAUAGUGUGUAUUUUUAAUUCUUACACUCUGAAACCCUCUCUUGAAAGCAUGUAUGCAGUGCAUCUAAUAAAGGUUGUGUAAAAGUUU